Paramecium sonneborni is the source of this 1353-nucleotide messenger RNA. The record is from the annotation of a GenBank genome assembly. NCBI's taxonomy places the organism in Eukaryota, Ciliophora, Oligohymenophorea, Peniculida, Parameciidae.
AAAUGGAAACAAAAAUAAAGGUUGAUAAUCCUGUAGUAGAGAUGGAUGGAGAUGAAAUGACAAGAGUAAAAAGAAAAUAUAAUAUUAGGUUAUUUGGGCUUGGAUUAAAGAAUAUUUGAUUACACCAUUUUUGGAUAUUCCAAUAUAAUAUUUUGAUUUAGGUAUGGAGAAUAGAGAUAAGACUGAUGAUAAGGUAACAAUUGAAUGUGCAAAAGCAAUUUAAUAAUGUAAAGUAGGAAUAAAAUGUGCUACAAUGUAUAAGAAUAAAAUAAUAAUAUUAGUACUCCUGAUGAGGCAAGAGUGAAAGAAUUCAAUUUGAAAUAUAUGUGGAAAUCUCCUAAUGGAACAAUUAGAAAUAUAUUAAAUGGAACAGUGUUUAGAGAACCAAUAUUGAUAAAGAAUAUUCCUAGACUUGUUCCAGGAUGGACAAAGCCAAUAGUGAUAGGUCGUCAUGCAUUUGGAGAUUAAUAUAAAGCAACAGAUCUUCGUUUUUAGAAGGAAGGAAAGUUUGAAGUAUUAUUUACACCAAAAGAUGGAAGUGAACCUUAGAGAGUAGAAGUAUUUGAUUUCUAAGGUACAGGAGGUGUAGCAAUGGCUAUGUAUAAUACAGAUGAUUCAAUUACAGCAUUUGCUCAUGCUUGUUUUUAACAUGCUAUUGAAUUAGGAUAUCCAUUAUAUUUAUCAACAAAAAAUACUAUAUUAAAAGUAUAUGAUGGAAGAUUUAAGGAUAUCUUUUAACAUUUAUAUGAUACAAAAUAUAAAGCUGAUUUUGAAGCUAAAAAGAUUUGGUAUGAACAUAGAUUGAUUGAUGAUAUGGUUGCAUAUAUGAUAAAAAGUGAAGGAGGAUUUGUAUGGGCUUGUAAGAAUUAUGAUGGAGAUGUAUAAUCUGAUACUCUUGCAUAAGGAUUUGGAUCUCUUGGAUUAAUGACUAGUGUAUUAGUUAGUCCAGAUGGAUGUGUUGAAGCUGAAGCAGCUCAUGGAACUGUUACUAGACAUUAUAGAUUACAUUAAUAAGGAAAAGAAACAUCUACUAAUUCUAUUGCUAGUAUAUAUGCUUGGACUAGAGGAUUAUUACAUAGAGCUAAAUUAGAUAAUAAUAAAGAACUAGAAAGAUUCUGUAAUACUCUUGAAGCUAGUAUUAUUGAAUCUGUAGAAAAAGGAUUUAUGACUAAAGAUUUAGCUAUUUGUGUUCAUAAUACUAUGAAGUAUUAAUAAUCAUUUAUCUUUUUAGUGUACCAAGAGAUUAAUAUUUGAAUACUCUAGAAUUCAUUUAAAAAGUAGCUGAAACUUUAAGAACUAAUCUAGCUAAAUGAGUUUAUUCAUAAUCAUAAUAAUAAAAAUAAAUUAUCAACC